CUCAGUUACUACUGCGUAGUCAACUACCACGUCUUGGUGAGAAACAGGCAGAUGUCGAUCGUGGCUCGAUCGUGCCGACUUGCAUCCGCCAAGCCCGUUCCGUCUGCGGUGCCAAAAAAGAACCUCAACCAACUCUGCUUGAUUGCCUCGCCUCGCUUCCCUGUUACCACUACUGCUACUACUGCUGCUGCUGCUGCUUGCCUUUUCCCUCCUGGUGGCCAUCCUUCGAACGCGACUCGCCCACCUUCUUUCAUCACUUCACAAUCCCUCCGAGCUUCCUCUGGCCUCCUCCCCGUUACCGGUUUUCCUUUCCUACUAUCUUCGCUCCUCCUCGUUCCCCUCCUUAUCGCCUCCGUCGGUCGCUCGUUCGUCCUCCCGCGAAGCCCCCAGCUCGUUCGCUUUAGGGGUCCAUUCGGUCUUGGAACCAACCACAAACAUUCUAGAGAGGUGGAAGGACAGGGAAUCACGGCACGACUUAUACAAUCAUUCAGCUAGUCAGCCUAAUUCGUGCUUGUCCGUUCAUUCGCUGGUUUCUCGAGUUCGCCCAUCGUCGCAUUCCAGCCUUCGACUUCCACGGACGGAUCCCCUUG
This is a messenger RNA of Aspergillus saccharolyticus JOP 1030-1, 590 nucleotides long. RefSeq lists its product as uncharacterized. The record is from RefSeq and is a predicted model, not a curated record. Bases 52 to 495 code for a protein of 147 amino acids. NCBI's taxonomy places the organism in Eukaryota, Fungi, Ascomycota, Eurotiomycetes, Eurotiales, Aspergillaceae. The transcript has a single exon.